UGAUUCUCUGCUCUCCUCAAACAUCGCAUUAACGGCAAGCUAGGGAGCUAUUUAGCUAACAUUAUCACAGUUUAUCCUUCCAUUUCGUCGCUAAAGUUAACGUUUAUUUCCAAUUAAGAAUGUCAGAAAGAAAAGUUUUAAACGUAAGUACAAUUAUUGUUCACUAUGUCUGGAUUUAUUCUCGAUUUGCUGAAAACGGGCAGUAGGUUGCUAGCCAGGCUUGACCAUUGAAGCAAAACUUUUCAACGCUUAACAUGACACCUAGUUACACAGUAGUAGUAGCUAGCUCAAUACGCUUAGUUAGCUAUAUAGCUAGUAGUCGUACUCAUUGUAGCUAGCUAACUAGCUAUGUUUCCUACCUAUCUUUCCUUUUGAGGAUAUACUUAUAUAGAAUAGGCUCUCGCUGUAGAAUGUAGAAUGUUAAUCUCUUUAUGUGAAUUGUGUUAUCUAAUUAUUGUAUGUUUUCCUCUCGUUGUUGUAGCUAAUGACUGAUAAAGGCAAUGUGAAUCAGACAUUUCUAGUUAAAAUACACUGCUGACUGUAUUUGCUCUCCUGUAGAAAUACUACCCGCCAGACUUCGACCCAGCUAAAAUCCCCAAACUCAAGCUCCCUAAAGACAGGCAGUAUGUGGUCCGGCUGAUGGCUCCCUUCAACAUGAGGUAUGUCAACACUCUACAACCCUGCCCAGAAACAGCCCCUAGGCCAGUGGGGUACCAUGAGGUGUGAGUGCAUGAAUGUGUGUGUGUGUUCUGACCCUGUCCCUGCGUGUGUGACUUGCAGGUGUAAGACGUGUGGGGAGUACAUUUACAAGGGGAAGAAGUUCAACGCCCGUAAGGAGACUGUGAUGAAUGAGCUCUACAUGGGACUGCCCAUCUUCCGCUUCUACAUCAAGUGUACACGAUGCCUGGCCGAGAUCACCUUUAAGGUAAAUCUGUGUUUGUGUGUACUCACCCAGUGUGUGUUGUCUGUAGACUGAUCCAUAGAACACGGACUACGUCUUAGAACAGUGUGUGUGUACUCACCCAGUGUGUGUUGUGUCUAUAGACUGAUCCGGAGAACACGGACUAUGCCAUGGAACACGGUGCCACAAGGAACUUCCAGGCGGAGAAACUUCUGGAGGAGGAAGAGAAGAAGAUCACGAAGGACAGAGAGGAGGAAGAGUUGAACAACCCUAUGAAGGUACACCUCUAGAAACAGUGCUGGAGAACCUGACUGACUGAUGAUAUGUUCUCGGCCAGGUUCUAGAGAACCGUACUGAUCGUGUUCCGUUCUAGGUGUUGGAGAACCGAACACGGGACUCUAAGAUGGAGAUGGAGGUUCUGGAGAAUCUUCAGGAGCUCAAGGAGUUGAACCAGAGACAGGCUUCGGUGGACUUCGAAGGAAUGCUGGGAACAUACAAAGAGCUGGAGCAGAGGAAUAAAGAGAGGGAGAAGGACGAGGACGAGAGGGAGACACGGUGAGUACAGAGAGAGCGAGGGAGGAGGAGGAGAAGAACAAAGAGUUCAAGUAAAAUAACAAAAUGGUUGUGUGUGUAUGUGUUACAGGGAGAUGCUAGAGAGAGCUCAAGUGAAGAGGUUAAGAGACUCUGACUCUGACUCAGACCAGGAGAGCGAGAGCAGCAGACCAAAGAAGCCCAGCACAGACAGACCUACUGACAUCCUCACCACGGACAGACUCACUGACACACAGGUAGCACACACACCGAACACAUACGCAGGAUUCACAAUACAUGUUAACCAACAUGCCUACUUAUGUCCUGUGUGUUGUUUCUGCAGGGCCUGUCAGUAGGGGGGGUGAAGAAGGCCAAGGUGGAGAGCUGGGAGAGAAGUGUGGGGGGGCUGGGAGGUGGAGGGGCACUGGGAACACUGGUUGUAAGGAAGAAACCAGCGACCUCUGUCCCUAAAUCUGGUACCACAGUAACUCCUGCAGGCUCUAACACACAGACAGGUGAGCUAUGGAGACUUUGACAGAAGCUUUAUGGCAGAAUCUGCAAUAUCGAAAUGACAUCGUAUACACCAGGCGAUUUUCCUGCUUAAGGCGUCAGCAUGCUUCAGUUCGGCUGGCACCUAGCCAAACUCGGCUAACCGAACGAGUGUGCUUGUAUACUCCCUUAAAAGACCUUCGCUUGAAAAAUGAGAAAAAAGUGGCAAUAGUACUUUAUCCAUUUUGAGACAUUGUAGCCAGUUCCUCAAAAUAGUCAAAUUAAUCUAAGAUAACUCAAGAAAUCUGUCAUUCAUUUUGACGUGGAGCUCUGUCGCGCAAUUUUACAUCUAACUAAGAUGUUUGGUAAGUAUUUCUCAAUGAAAACAUUUGCAUAAAAAAUAGUUGUCUCUCGUUGAAUGACAACAAAGACUUUAUUGAAGAAUCCCUACUGUUGACCAAUCACUGAUGAAGGGGCGUAGACUUCGGCUCCGAACUUCGGCUGUUUGGGCACACACUUUUUUUUCUGGAGGCAAGCAAAAAAAAAAACUCACCAAAACGAACAAAAACGUCACAAAAUGUCAUCAGAAUAUAUGAGCAAACUCUUCCGGCUGGGACGCAUGCGGACGCCUUUACAGCAGUCAACAACAACAGGAUUCAAGACACUCAACACUGUCACUGUUGGCUCUUACCAAUGCCUCAAUGGAGGGUGCAACCUGAGGAGACAAUUGUAGCAGUCUUGCCAGAUUAGGAUUCUGUUGUCUGUUAGCACUGCAGGAAGUCACUCUGUUCUACAUGAUGUUGUAUGGCUGAAGAUACUUCUACUGCUGUUUGUCAUUCUAACCUCGGUACUUCCUGCUUUGCAGUUUCAAAGGCAGCUGCUACAGUGCUGACAGAGGCUGCUAAGCCAAUCACAGCACAGAAUGGGUCGUCGUCACUCAGCCUCCUAGGGGCAUAUUCCGACAGUGAUGACAGUGAAUGAGCGAGAGGCUGGCGAUGCUUUGGCUAAUCCAAAUGCUCAGUCAUAGUCUGAACUUCGCUGACAUGGAACAGAGUUGUAUGUGAUAUGGAAAUGUGUUGAUAUGAUGUUGGGCAAUUCACUUGUUCCACACAACCCAGAACAGUUUGGGAUUUUUAAGAUCACAACUCAAGGCUGGUUAUUAGGUGUAAGAAAGGGGUUAGUAAUUUGAUGCCUGUGAUGAUUUAAAACUACUGUAGUUGUUUCAGAGUGUAUAGGAGAGUUAGCGGGCUGAAUUUUAUCAUCCUGCAAUGUAAUUUGUUUUCACCUGUGAUUUUAGAAAAUAUAUUUGGACAUUUCUAUCUACCCACUACCCUCCAACCCUGUAAAGGUGUUAGUCAUGUUUUGGCUUUUCAUUAAAUAAUUAUUUUACUCUAAAUCAGUGUUUCUCUAAAUGUUUUCUGGCACUGUGGCACAUUCUAAAGUAUUUUCUCUUGUGCCCUACCCAAUCUGGAAAAACUGAUUUUGAAUAAAAUGUCUCAGUUCUGGAGUCAUAAAAAUGUAAUUUAGGUCCUAGUUAAGUGUUUUAAAGUUGUGUGUUAUAGGGCAGGGGUCUCUGAACUGGUCUUGGAGAGACACUGGGUGUGAAGGUUGUAAAUGUAGGCCUAUGUUGCAGAUAGAAAUACAAGGAAUAGAGUUUACUUGAUAACUUUACCCAAAGACCUCAUAUUCUCUGCUGUAGUAGGCUGCUUUUGUGAGUUUAGAACAUGAAAUCAAUGUGACAAGCAGAUAACUUGAAGUUCAAUCAAGGAGCAUUUUAUGAAAAGUUAUCACACUAAAUUGGCUACUAUACAGGCACUGGUGUGGACUUGACUCAACAAUCAAGUGAUUGUAACAAUGGCAACAAAAAGAACUGCUCUCUCUCACACACAGUCCAGUCAUACUCCCCAGUUGUCCUGGGGAACUAGAAAAUUCAGAUGUCCUCAUUCUCCUCCACCUCCUCAUCUGGUAUGGAAAAUUAGAUUUGGCCCCUGUGCCUGCACAUUCAGUGUGACACACUUGCGUAGUGUCUUGGCCUUGUUGAAAUGGAUGAGGUUGGGGCGGUUUGAAUUUAUUGCUGGCUGCAUUCAAUGCGUUUGGAAUGUAAGAUGAAACCAUCAAUACCAGACCAAUAGUGCCAUCUGCCGGUAUGGUAGGGUAUGUUCCUAAAGGGGCUUGACACGCUCUUUAUUUGAGCUGCUGAGCUCUCCUGGCAGGCUGGCACGUGCACUGUGGUUGGAGUUUUUGUUUAUUCCAAAAAUAUAUAUAUUUUUAAGUGAAUAGAAAAUAUAUACAGUGGGGGAAAA
Coregonus sp. 'balchen' is the source of this 4224-nucleotide messenger RNA. The record is from the annotation of a GenBank genome assembly. NCBI's taxonomy places the organism in Eukaryota, Metazoa, Chordata, Actinopteri, Salmoniformes, Salmonidae.